Homarus americanus (American lobster) is the source of this 1378-nucleotide messenger RNA. RefSeq lists its product as uncharacterized. The transcript is spliced from 2 exons. The coding region runs from base 108 to 1325 and encodes 405 amino acids. Lineage: Eukaryota; Metazoa; Arthropoda; Malacostraca; Decapoda; Nephropidae. The record is from RefSeq and is a predicted model, not a curated record.
AUUACCAUCACCAGGGGAACACGCACAUCCAGUCACUCCCAGGAGAAUACAGUACAUCUGUUUGUGUAUUACGGUGGGGAGAAGUGACCCUUGACACCAGCUAGGAGAUGAGGGUACACUGGCAAACUUGGCUCGUCGAGGCACUGAUGAUGGCAGCUGGCAUCUUAGCAAUCUUACUCAUUUAUUCUCUGGCCUCUGUGCUGAUGCCAGUUUUGUUUGUCGAGGGCACACUACUUGCCUUAUCUCAGCACACGGGGGAUAGCCUUGCCUUACUCCAGGACUCGAAGAAGAAUCUUGCCUCACCCCUACGCACGGAGGACAGAUCUAUCUUAUUCCAAGACGGAUGUAAGGGGUUCACAGUGGUGGGUCAUCGUGACUUCUUGCUGCCAGUCAUUUUCGCCGUAAAAGUGAUUAACUCACCUUUCCACCUGGCGCUGGAGGUGCAGGGGGCUCAUGGCCUUUUGUUAGACUGCAUCAACUUUACAUAUCCAGGAGUUACAGUCGAAGGUCUUCACCACGACGAUCUCUACGUUUCAUGGGGCCUCGACAAAUGCGUCACUAACACAACCUCCAAGAACCAGACGCCCACCGGCAUCCAAAAAGAGGACUUUACUGUGGUUCUGAAGGGUACGGGUCGCUCCCUGACGGUAAAUAUAAAUGGACGAGCCAACCUGACCUAUCCGAGAAACUUUGAUGACGAUGUAAGAAAUAUUCGAUUGGUAGCGUCACCUAAUCUACGAGUUAGGCUCCCCGUCCCCAGCCUAGAGCAGGGAUGUGUGGUCGGGUCAUACUUCAUGUGUAAGACUAAAAACAAAUACGCCCACCUCACCAUGCAAAAUUAUGACAAGGUGUACAUCAGAAAGAUAUAUGCCAACGAAUAUUUUUCCAUAAGUGAUCCCUGCACCAAAGAGGACAAAGAGGCAGUCUUACAACCCUCAUACUUCGAACGGUCGGACUGGGUCCCAGCACAGGUGCAAGUUCGAAAGACAAGCAUACAGUAUCUCAUAAACCUGAUAAUUGGAGGGGAAGUCCGAGGAGAAUAUCAAUCAUUUUACCGUACCUAUGACUUAGACUGCGGAAAAAAAAGGAUGAAAGGGAUAAGAGUCAGCUUUAAAGCUGACUUUUCAUUGAACUGCAACCCUGAACCCCAGCUUGAAGAGGAAGAGCACGAUCCUUACAGGAGUUAUUACAUCACUCGUCUUCAGGUGAUCUUGGUGGUUGUGUGGGUGAUAGUUAUAUGGAGUGUCAUCUUCCUGGUGAUGGUGGCGAGGAAAGUCAAGGCAGCGAUAAACAACACGGCCAGUGUUACCGCAAGCGGUACAUAAUUAUGAUGACAUAUAAACAAAUGUUAUGUUAGGCUGUAACUCACAAUGUAGAG